AUGGCGCUGGACGGAUCCAGCAGUUAUGUUGCUCCCAACAACCUGACUGAGCCCGCUGACUCCCUACCCAUCUUCGACGUGCAGCGGGUGCAGCUCCAGUUCCCCAUUGCGGCCGACUUCGUGGCGGCGCAGGUCGCCAACAAUGUGUUGAUUUUGGCUCUCUCGACCAACCGAAUCCUUCGAAUUGACCUUGACUCGCCAGAAGAUAUUGAUGACAUCGAUUUGCCUAAGAAGUCCUCGGAGAUUGGUUUGAUCCGUCGCAUGUUUCUGGAUCCUUCUGCAUCGCAUCUUAUCAUCAGUACUACCCUUGGCGAAAACUAUUACCUCCAUACCCAAUCGCGACAGCCCAAGUCCCUGUCCCGCUUAAAGGGUGUUUCCAUUGAAAGUAUUGCCUGGAACCCUUCGCUACCAACUGCUUCAACCCGCGAGAUUCUCUUAGGUACAACGGAUGGCAAUAUUCAUGAAACUUACAUCGAACCAUCCACAGAGUUCUAUCGGCGCGAGGAAAAAUAUGUUAGUGCUGUUUAUAAGGUGCCAGACGCUUCGCCCGUCAUUGGAAUCAGCGUCGAAGCAGCUUCCUCGAAACCCGACCAGAGGAGGGUGAUCGUGGCAACCUACGGAAACUUGGUUCAUUUCUUAGGUCGGGUCGGGUCUACAAAGCAUGGAAGAGAUGGUGGUGGAUCUAUAUAUGCGGACCUUUUCCAGCGCGAGACGCCCCUGAACCAUGAAAUCCCGCACUCGUCUGCCUCUGCACCAUCAAAAUUGACGGUCUCAUCGUCGCCAACCAAUGCGGCAGACCAAGCCGAUGGAUAUACUGCAAAGGAGUUUGCGUGGCUAAGUUCUCAUGGAAUCUACCAUGGCCAACUUGCAUCUGAUUCACCAUUCGAAAACGCAAAAAUGCUUCCGCGUUCAAAGUUCCCGGCUUCUGAAUCUGCCCGAGGUGGAAGGAAGAUGAUUCAAGAUCCAAUCACGGCGAUGGCCCUGUCUCAGUGGCAUGUUUUGGCGCUUGUUGAAGGACGAGUAGUCGCUGUCAAUCGUCUCAACGAAGAAAUUGUUUACGAGCAAACGGUCUUAGAGCCGCGACAAAGCUCACUAGGUCUUCUGACGGAUCUGACCCAAAACACCUAUUGGCUUUUCACCAGCCAGGAGAUCUAUGAAGUUGUUGCCAACGACGAAGAUAGAGACAUAUGGAAGAUUCUUCUUCGCGAGCAGAAGUUUGAGGAAGCACUUCAGUAUGCUCGCGGCCCUGCCCAGCGCGAUGCUGUCCUGACUGCUUCCGGUGAUUUUCUGGCCAAAGAAGGCCGUUUCUUCGAGGCCGCGAAAGUAUGGGGCAAGAGCAGUAAGGGAUUUGAGGAGGUGUGCUUGACAAUGAUCGAAAAUAAGGAAUAUGAUGCUUUGCGCAAGUAUCUCCUCGCGCAGAUUUCCACAUACAAAAAGGGAUCUAUCAUGCAAAGACUGAUGGUUGCAAGCUGGCUGGUGGAACUCUUCAUGUCCAAGCUGAAUUCCUUGGACGACAACAUCGCAACGAAAGCGGAAUUGACUGAGCAUGCCACCACGGGAGAAAUCAAGGAUGAACUUGGCACCGUUCGACUCGAGUUCCAGGAGUUUGUGACCAAGUAUAAAGCCGAACUGGAUAAGAAAACCGUCUAUGGCAUCAUCAGCAGCCAUGGUCGUGAAGAAGAGUUACUUUUCUUUGCGACCGUUGCCAGUGACUUUAACUACGUUUUGUCUUAUUGGAUCCAGCGAGAGAAAUGGACCGAAGCUCUGAAUGUUUUACAGCGGCAGAGUGAGCCCGACGUAUUCUACAAGUACAGCAGUGUACUUAUGACGCAUGCGGCUACAGGCUUGAUUGAGAUACUGAUGCGACAGACCAAUCUGGACCCCGAGCGGCUUAUCCCUGCGUUGUUAAACUAUAACAAGACCGCCAGUGUCGCUCUGGGUAAUAACCAGGCUGUGCGGUACUUGAACUUCAUCAUUGUCAACCAUCCUAAACCUUCCGCGGCUGUUCAUAAUACGCUCAUCUCUAUCCAUGCCUCUAGUCAGUCUGCUUCAGAGGCUGGGCUGCUUACCUACCUCCAAUCACAACCAUCCUCACCACCUCCAUAUGAUGCAGAUUUUGCUCUCCGACUAUGCAUACAGCAUAAACGAGUGCAGUCAUGCAUUCACAUCUACAGCGCUAUGGGCCAGUAUCUGCAGGCAGUGGAACUUGCCCUGGAGCAUAACGAUAUUGAACUCGCUGCCAUCGUGGCUGACCGCCCCGAAGGCGACGAUAAGCUCCGCAAGAAACUUUGGCUUCUAGUGGCUGAGAAGAAGAUCCGCCAGCCCGGUACCGGCAUUAAAGACGCGAUCGAAUUCCUGCGCCGCUGCGAGCUCCUUCGUAUUGAGGAUCUUAUUCCAUUCUUUCCGGACUUUGUCGUCAUUGAUGACUUCAAAGAUGAAAUCUGCACUGCACUGGAAGAUUAUUCUCGUCUCAUCGAUGCUCUCCGUCAAGAGAUGGAUAACUCGGCCAAUACAGCCCGCCAGAUCCGCAAUGAAAUCGCCAGCUUGGAUACUCGUUACGCUAUUGUUGAACCUGGUGAGAAAUGUUGGAUUUGUUCUUUACCUUUAUUGAGUCGCCAGUUCUUUGUCUUCCCCUGUCAGCAUGCCUUCCACAGUGACUGCCUGGGUAAAGAAGUGUUGGAGGGCGCAGGAGGCAAGAAGAAGUAUAUCCGAGACCUCCAGGCCCAAUUGAGUCAGGGAGACCUUUCCACUUCCCGGCGAGAGGAGAUUGUCAAGGAGCUUGAUGGACUCGUUGCUGAGACUUGUAUUCUCUGCGGCGAUCAUGCCAUCAAGCAGAUUGAUAAGCCCUUCAUAGCUGCCUCCGAAACUGACGAGUGGGCUCUUUAA
This is a messenger RNA of Penicillium odoratum, 2886 nucleotides long. Its product is annotated as vacuolar protein sorting protein DigA. The coding region runs from base 1 to 2886 and encodes 961 amino acids. Gene Ontology annotation, biological process: organelle fusion; vacuole organization; endosome organization. Gene Ontology annotation, molecular function: protein-macromolecule adaptor activity. The record is from RefSeq and is a predicted model, not a curated record. The transcript is spliced from 3 exons. Gene Ontology annotation, cellular component: endosome; HOPS complex. NCBI's taxonomy places the organism in Eukaryota, Fungi, Ascomycota, Eurotiomycetes, Eurotiales, Aspergillaceae.